ACGCGCGCAUUCCACUCCAGACGCUCGACGCGAUACGUUGGCUCUUUCGCUGGGGCUUAGCACUUAAACUUUUCUUCUCUCCGUUUGUGUAUGAGUUUCUGUUUGUUUAUCAUUUGGUUCAUUCGUUAUGAUCGUUUCAAUUCUCUGACUUUAUUGUUAUCUUGUCAGGAGUUUCGUAUAAGUUACGAUGGAUUCAAGCGAGUUCGAGAAUUUUGCGGUAUGGCAGUACAAUGUUUAAUGACAAAGAAAAAUAAAACUUUGGGAAGAAUGUUGAAAAAACGCGAGCACGACGAGAUCGAACAAACCGGUUUCCUUUGGAUUCAACUUAGGCUUAUGGUUUGUGUGGGAAUUUGACCGCAAGCAAAGCUUAACAACUUCACAAAAACUCACAGAGACAAAAGUGAAUGCCAAACAGGCAACAAUACGAAAAUAUAUGAAAGCGAUGGGAAAGAAAUUACCAAAAAAAAAAGAAUGAACUCCGGCCGGGACAAUAGGAGCCAAAAAGCCAGAACGUGUCGCUCAAGAUGCAUGGGAACAAAAAAAAGUAGCCUCUGGUCGUUUGUGUGGGUGUUGGUGAAUUAGGGUAAUUAAACGAUAUGCGGGACAUGCAUUUCCUGCAAUGAUUUUGAAAAUAAUGAAGUGUUACAAGCUCUUUUAAUCGGCGAAAGCUGGCAUAAGUGUAGCGGAGCUCAUACAUUAACCGUCACCCGGUCAAUGCUAAAAUUCAUAAAUAGGCGAAUUUUGUAAUGGCUUUAUGAACACCCGCAAAGUGAAGUAAAGAUUUUGGUGCUUGGAAAAGGAGCAAAAUAAGAAGAUUCAUCAAUACAAAAUCUACUGAAAUUUGGAUCAGAGCAAACGGAAUUCAAUGCCAAUGCAAGUCAACAUUUCGAAUAUUCCAAACCGCUUUCCGCAACCCUAUCCAUUCUCCCUAAUCUUUGAGAAACGGUUUUUGCUUGGAGUUUCCCUACGAAAAAAUGUCAGAAAUAGUUAGAAAUGACGUCAGCACUGAAUCACUCUGCACCGUAAUAGAAAACUUUAGCGGAAAUAAUAGCACCAAUAGUAAGCACAACACAAGUAGAACCCUCCAUAAAAACUCCGAUGAUCAAACCAACGUAUCAGAAAACCCAAAUGUUCCUUCCAAAGAAAUUAUUAUUAACUUAGCCACCAGCAGCGACGUGUCGGACAAAUCACUGUAUGAUACCUGUGAUACAUCUCAAGAAGAAUCGAAUACGUCAAGAUCGGAAGCGAUUAGGCCAAGCACAAAGCUCAAGAAAUCGGUUUCUUUUGAUCCGCAAGAUGAAAAAGUGCGUAAAUUCAUUGCCGGCGAACCGAUUGUAGAUCAGAAGAAUCCAUUUAAACAAAAUUAUUCCACUUGGGCAAACUCUGCUAAGAAGAAGAAAAUUCCGCCUCCGGUACCAACCAAACGAUCGACGUUGAGUGUACGAAAAACUGUAACCCAACAGCUGCGGGAAAGAGAACGUGAGAAAGAGAAAGAAAAAGAACGACUAAAAAACGAAACCAAUAAUCGAAAGUCGAGCGUUGGCGUCAAACCAUCCUUGCCAUCUCCCGACGACUUUGUCACCACUGAAGAAGUCCUCAAUCAAUCCAAAUAUGUCAAGACGUACAUAAAAAAUCCGGAUCCUUACUUUGUUUAUGAUCCGACGAUACUUGCUCGCCUUAAGUGUGAAGAAUUGCGUGAUCUUGCUGAGAAGAAGCCACAAAAAAAGCUACGUUUAUCAAACCAAACCAGAGAUCGAAUAAAAGACUUAAAAAGUAAGCCGUCAGCAGAGACAUCACUUUCAUAUUCGAAACUCCCAUUUAAGAAAUGUUCAAAGCCGAAUUAUCCCGAUCUCUCUGAUAUUAAGAUAAAAGUGGGAACCGACCUGGACGGAAAUUUCUUUAACCCAGCCGAAGUCUCUAAGAACGCGAAAAAAUUCGAUGAUCGAGUGAAAAAGCUCCAUAUAAGCUCUGAUGAUGAUCUAGAUGAAUUAGAUUGUCCCCUAACCAAAAGCGAGUCGAGUGACGAAGUGACACCAAAUUUGGUAAAUAAAGAAAUAGACAGCGAACACGAAAAUAAAGAGGCCAACAACGCUGAAAUGAUGAACGCAGAAAGUAAAUUUAAAACGCCAGUUGAAGGCACAUUUACCGACACGAUAAAAUCGAAAGAAUUUCAAGAAUACCUUGAGAAAAAAGGUCUUACUUUGAUACCCAAAAAAAUUCCAAAUGGCGCACGUCCUGUGUACACAAAUGGCAUAGAUGUGGCGAAAUCAAAUCCGCGCAUAUCUUUUAAAAGUCCCGAAAGCGUACAGAUCUCAGUUGAUACUACAGAUGCUGCUAGAAAUUUUAAAAAGCCCUCAGUAUUCCAACGUCUGCUAUCUAAUAGCAUUUUUGCUACAAGGCGUAAAACAACUCCCAAAGAUAUCGUUCCUACACCCAGGUCAUUAUGCAAUUACAAUACGCAUGUCAAGGAAAGCAAUGAUAAUUUGCACCCGUCGAUGAAACGAGUCAUCCUGGAGAGACAAAGUUUUCAUGGCCGGCCGCGUGCGACCAACAUUUUAAGUUCCGCCGAAACCGAUUAUCUAAAACACCAAGAUGAACGUUCGCGAAAGAGUUAUGCAAGUGGCGAUAAUAUUUCCCUUUCACUAUCUAGUGUCUUAACCAAUGCCGAACUUACACAUUCUGCGGAACGAAACGUUCACACUCCCAUUAUGAAACCCCCGAGGCGCACACAUUCCCGGGAACGGCUAGGCAAUGCUCAACAAGCGAAACCAUCGCAGCAAAGUACAACAAUUUUGAAACCAAGAGCCCAGCGAUUCCCAGCGGCACCUAUAAGUGAACCAGAAGGAACUCUUAAACGAACUGCUGAACGUCAGAGUCUCAUACCGAAACGAACCACGCAAACACUGGACCGCAGACAGAUGUUUGGUCGUUCCUCUUCGAUGGACCGCAACGAAAUACUAAAAAAGAGACUGGUGCGAGAGCUUCAAAAUCGCUCAAAAAGUGACAACGAGGCUUCAAAGGUUUCAACUCCCUUAGCAUCCAAGGAAAACAUACGCGAACAAUUUUCGACACUGAACGGACCCAAACUUACUUCAACGCCUAUUCGAAAUGUGAAUAGCGAUAACGACAGGAAAGACUUUGUGCAAGGUGCAAAAACUACCAAUAAGAUAUACGUCGACCAACAGGAAUGGGAGCGAUUGAAGGCAAUGAAAGACCGCAUGGAUAAAGAACUUUACUUCCGAAUGUUACAAGAACAAAAACUACAACAGGAUGCAGAAAACAUAUACGAACGCCUUCAACCAACCCAACAAAUACUUAUUGCCCAACCUUCUAACGUAUCGACUCAACCGAGAUCGCUGGAAACCAAUUUCAUUCGAGGUUCACCCCAAAGGAACACCUUUUCAGGUUUGACCAAGAAUCGCCAAGCCAAAAUUAUUGACGGAAGAGCACUGAUUCCCGCCGCCGCCGUAUAUCCUCUAACUACAAUGCAGUCCAUUCCUAGUAUAAACCACUCAUUUUUUGAAGCAACUCCUCGUAGUCAAAGUGUCUUAGAUAAUAUGACUUUAACGUCGAGGCAUAGUAACGGUAACAGAAAGGGCUACGAAAGUGAUGUGGGCACACCUGUUGUUCUACGACGAAAAGAUAAUAAUCCAACGGAACACUUUGAGCAACCUGAACAGCGCCGCAUCGGAGGCAUACUGACGCGCGAUGAGAUUUUGCAAAAAGUGAAGGAAUUUUGCAGAAAAUCAUUAAAUAAAACGCCCACUCUUCAGCAACCACAAGUGGUGGCAAUUAACAAGAAGCAACCGGGACCCUCCGACCUAUCACCGGUAUCGUAUGCUUCUGUUGAAACGAAUCUGCGGCCACCUUCGCGGAUGUAUGCUGCUCCACAAGUUCCACAACGCAUGCAGAGCCUGCCUCAACAGUUCAUUCCAAUAAACCCGAACACAUCAUCGCCAAUAUAUGCACAUGUUGUGAAAAGAAGCAGUUUACUAUCGAAUCAUUCUGGAAUUUACGACAGCCCGCUAAGAACAAGCCAGGAGGGGCGAGAUGUGGAAGCUCCAGCAAUGUACAUUAGCCGCGGAAGCUUGGCAGCUCCACAAUUUGUGCUUGUUGAGGGCGAUAAAUGGGUUCCUGCAACGCAAGUGAUUGGCUAUUAUCCCAGCCAGAGUGAUAUCUACGCACAGCCACACUACGUAAGGCCAUAUAAGUUGCAACCGGUUCCGGGUGCUUAUGGUUACAUAAGCGUUCGUGAACCCCAACCAAGGCAGCAGUUGCGGCCCAGGUUGCAUGAUGGACGAAGUACUCCGUUGAUACUUGAUAAUUCAAGUCAACAGACGAGUCAAAUAUAUUGGGCGCCACAUAACCAGCGUUUGCCGCAACACAAUGGCCUUCUGCCGGUGGAUAUCAGCAGCCCCCGCUACAUAUUCAAGCAACUACACCCUCAGUCUACAACUGGAAUGGAAAUAGGUAAUAACAAACCGAUUCCUAAUGCGGCUGGUGCUCAACAACAACCGCCUCCAAAAAUUGAACGUGGAUGCCCGCCAACUAAUCGCCAGCAACAAAUGAAAAUUUCUACGGAUGAGUUGAGGGAUUUGAACAUUCAACACCCGUACGAGUGGGAGAGUGGCUCUGAAGCUGGUGAGGUCCAACGCAUACUGGAAAACCCAAGAAAUAGUGGUGAGUUCAGAGAAAUUAACUUCUUAAGGAAUCUCAAAAAGAAAUUUUCUCGCUUCCUUUUUUAAACAUCUAAGGUUUAUGUAUUUGUAAGUGCAUGUACAAGUCCGUAUGUUUAAAAAUUGCUCGAAGAUUUAGAGUAAGUUUCAAGCAUUCCAUUUCAAUGUCUAUGGAUAUUUACAUAGUACAUAGAUACAUACAUAUGUAUGUAUAUGUGUGAAGUGCACUUGUAAGCAGACCUAUGUAUGGGGUGCUUUAUUGGCUACAGGCAAGAACCAAAAAUACAAGAUCACGCACUCUUACCCGUCACGCCCGUUAUAAUCGCAUUAAGGAAAAAAGUUGGCGAUUUUGACAUUAGCGGCUUGUUGACAUUUGUUCGUUUUUUACAAUUUGGUGGUGGCUUUUUACUGCAAUUUUCUUCAUUUCGCUUAUGCCAACGUGUGUACACAUAAUGUAAAGAUUAAUUUAUGUAAUACAACGACAUGAUUUAUAGAAGAAUUUUCGUAAUAAAAAUGAUUAUUCAUGCGUUCAACACUUACGCGGUUUUAUGCGUUCUCUUCGUUGUAUUCCGUCGUACAACAAAGAUGGCGUCGAGAUUUCGACAGCUAGAAAAUAACUUUUUUCUUUCUUUCGUUCGCGCGUGAUCUUGUGUCUUUCGUUCAUAAGCUACAGGUGUCGUUUUUUGUUUACGAUUUAAGUCUACUACGUUCUGUAUGUAUGUAUGCAUGCUUGCGUUCGAAGCACCGUGCCAAUUUUUCUGCACCAGAAUCAGUGUUGCCAGAGAGAAAUGUCGUUUGGAGCUAAACGGUGGAAAAAGAGCUAAGUACAAGUAAUAGUAGUGAAGAGCUAGAUUCUUUUUAAGUUGAGCAUUUAUUGACGUAAGGUGGUUUUAACAUUUUCCACAAUUUUAAUAAAAAACAACGAAGUUUAUAAGUUUAAAUGCUGAAAAAAAACUUUCAAAAUAUGAAGUGGGCGUGGUUAUCGUCCGAUUUUAAAAAUGUUCGGCCAUUUGGUAUGCUGCGCCAAGGCCAACUACUGUUCCAAGUCUGGAAGAAAUUAGUGCAGCGGCUACCAAGAUAUACAUAUGUAAUCAUAAGUGGGCGUGACUACGCCCAUUUUCCAAAAAUUUAUAAUAUUCUUAUUUUUCGACUAAAAACCAUUGUAAAUAUCAAUUCUUAGUGAAUAAUCUUCAGUAGUUACUAAAAUAUCGCAGUUUUCGUAUUUCUGAAAAUUACCGUUAUAUGGGAGGUAGGCGUGGUUAUUGUCCGUUUUUACCCAUUUUCAAUGUCAUCCGUCCUACGCCUGAAAGAAGUGUACAUACCAAGUACCAAUUUUCGUGAAGAUAUCUCAAUUUUUACUCGAGUUAUCGUGUGCACCGACGGACGGACGGACAGUCACCGCUUAAUCGAUUUCUCUUUUCAUUCUGAUCAUUUUUGUAUACAUAUAUCUAUAUCUAUCUCGGUUCGUUUAGCCUGUUACAAACAACCGUUAUGUGUGUGUGUUGUGCACAAGUGCGCUCGGGUAUAAUAAAGAUCUAGCUCCAAAAGCACCAAAAUGGCAACACUGACCAGCAUCCAUACAAACAUUGAUUUAUGUUUAUGAUUAUAUGUAUGUGAUUAUACAAGUACUACAUAAGACCAGUAUGUAAUAUAUUUUAUGUAACUUCAUAUGUAAAUAAAGUCGAAUUUAUUUAUUUAUAAUUUUAUA
This is a messenger RNA of Rhagoletis pomonella (apple maggot), 6384 nucleotides long. RefSeq lists its product as uncharacterized. The transcript is spliced from 5 exons. Bases 975 to 4745 code for a protein of 1256 amino acids. NCBI's taxonomy places the organism in Eukaryota, Metazoa, Arthropoda, Insecta, Diptera, Tephritidae. The record is from RefSeq and is a predicted model, not a curated record.